Molecule: messenger RNA, 917 nt
Organism: Abrus precatorius (Indian licorice)
Lineage: Eukaryota; Viridiplantae; Streptophyta; Magnoliopsida; Fabales; Fabaceae
Molecular function (GO): 2 iron, 2 sulfur cluster binding; nitrite reductase [NAD(P)H] activity
Source: RefSeq, a predicted model, not a curated record
AUGACACAUGCAAUGAUGCAGAAGCAGAGUCUUUCACUUUCUCUCUCUAACUCAAAUCACAGUUUCACUAAGAAACUAUUUCCAUUUCAAUGGCUACAACAAAUUCUUUACCCCUUUCAAUUUCAUUCUCCAAAACCAAUAUUCUCCGUUUCCGUUUUCCUCCCAAACCCUUCAUUCUAUGCCACUCAAAACGCCGCUCUCACUCUCCCACCAAUUCUCUCCGACUCAUAUGCAAAGCCACCCAAGUUUCCGUCGCCGAAGAGUCGUCGGCGUCCGGAGACAACUGGAUUCCGGUGGUGCCGAUGGCGGCGCUGCCGAAGGGGGAGCGGCGCGUGAUCAUUCAGGACGGCGAGACCAUAUUGCUGUUGUGGUACAAAGAUCAAGUUUUCGCCAUUGAAAAUAGGUCCCCUGCUGAAGGCGCCUAUACUGAAGGCUUGAUCAAUGCCAAGCUUACCCAGGAUGGAUGUAUAGUUUGCCCAACAACUGAUAGCACAUUUGAUCUACAAACAGGAGAGAUCAAGGAAUGGUAUCCGAAAAAUCCUGUUCUGAGAGUUCUCACGCCUGCUUUGAGGAAACUCUUUGUAUAUCCUGUGAAAACAGAUGAACAGAAUAUUUAUAUUAGCAUGAGCAGAGGUCUGAAAUCUGAUGCUUCUGCUGAAAUUGUCUUUAGUGGGAAGGCUCAACCUGGUGUAACGGCAACUGAUGUCAAUGUUGAAGAGGUCAAAAUGGUGGUUGAUGAUAUCAAGAGGGAUUUGGUUUUACUGGGAAGAAUGAAAUAAUAAACGGGAGAGCAGCUAUUAUUGGUUUCCUUGUGUUGUUGGAUUUUGAGCUGUUAACAGGUAAGGGUCUUUUAAAGGGAACUGGCUUCUUGGACUUCUUAUAUUCUGUGACUAAUGCUUUCAAUUAGACGUCAUUAU